AACAAAUUUUCGAUAAGAUCGUAAAAGCCGCACUGAAAUUAAUAUUUGCAUACUAUUGGGAACGCAAACAUAAAUGUUGUGGCCUUGUCUCAAGCAUGUAAGGUUCUUGUUUUUUGCACAUUCUGUUUCAAACAAAGUUAAGAGAUUUAGAACAACAGCAAGGGUCAUUCUACAGCCUAUUCAGUUUCACCAAUACAUGAUUAACUAUUUCGGUAUUGACUACCUUGAAGAAAUGAUUGACCGAUAUGUGAAUUCAAAUUGAGUCAUUAAUCAUGCAAUUGAUUGCAAUCAAAGUUCUCAAACCACUCGAUAUUUCAAAUGCACUCAAAGACCCAUUUUUCAACUGUCUGACAUUCUUUUAAGGUCCAACACCGAACCUCCCAGUAUUUUGCCAAUUCCGCUUUUCCUCAUUCAAUCAUUGAGGUUUCAAAGGUUGUCGUGACAGGGUCAACCCCGGACGAAAUAAUGCCCACUGAAGGCAUCAAGGCCGCAAUUUCCCCGAAAACCUCUCCCACUUCCUCAUCUUCGUUUUGGCAUGAAGCAGACUUGAUUACCAAUGGAGGAGCAAGAGGAACAACAACAGCAAUGACAACAGCAACAACAACAGGAGGAGAAGGAAGGACUUCAAAAAAGACCGCACUUGAUUAUGGCCCAUCCGGGUUCCAACUCGAGGAAAACGAUUUGAUCCAAGCUCCACCUCUGCCCUCUUUGUCCCUAUGGGGACGGUUGUUUUUCAACCACUUCCAGGUCUUUCUCCCCAAAGAGCGAACCGCCGGCUUGUCUUCCGACGAGGUUCCACAACUCGCCGACGAAUAUACGGCCUCAGUUUUGACUUCCCUUUGGAUUCAAAACCAAAAAUACCUAACACCCAAAUCCUGGUUCAAAAGUGACACGUUACGUUUGAUCUUGAAAUUGAAUCAAGGCAGUCUGAUCCUCAGUGGGGCCUUGGAACUAGGACGGAUCCUCUUCUCGCUACUUGUUCCCAUGUCUUUGCAACAAGUGAUCCAUUACAUUGACGUGGCCGACCUCGAAGACCAGGGGUUCCCGUUUCAUGGCAUUUUCUAUGCCCUGAUCCUUGUUGUCGUUAGCUUUCUUGGAUCGCUUUGUGAGACUCAUGCCUUCUUCCAACUCAACAUGGCUGGCAUGAAUACUAAGACAGCUCUGGCCGCGGCAGUAUUCCGGAAAUCACUGCGACUCAAGAGUCCCAAGGACAGUGACGUGGUUAAUCUGAUCUCCGUGGACACGGUGUUCCUUCAAAAGGCUCUCCGUUUCAUUCACCUCCCUUGGGCAUGUCCACUGCAGAUGUUAUUGUCAGUUCUUUACCUUUAUUCUAUCCUCGGAGCCAGUAUCUUCCCAGGGUUGACGGGUUUGUGCCUGAUUCUGUUGGUCAGUCUGUUCCUCUCGCUCCGGAUGAAGGAAUGCCAAUGCAACCAACUCAAGCGGAAGGACGAGAGGCUCAAGAAAGUGGUCGAGGUCCUGAACCACUUAAAAGUCAUUAAGUUUCAAGUCUGGGAAAGGACCUUUGAACGAUCAGUUCAGGGCUUGAGGGAGCAUGAACUGGAAGCGUUGCGAGAGUUUCUUUUGAUCCAGGCAUUUCAAAGCUUCAUGUGGAAUUGUGCCAUCUUCCUUGUAGCCUUUCUGUCGUUCGCCAGUUAUGCCCUGAUGAAUUCUGACUCCUCGGAGAACAAACUCACAGCGACCACGGCCUUUGUUUCUCUGGCCAUUUUCAACAACAUGCGAAAUCAGUUCCGCUUAUUCCCCAGCGGCAUUGCAUCCUGGUCUCAAGGCUUCGUGUCCUUGGACAGAAUGGACGAGUUCCUUGCGUCCACUGAACUUCCAGCGUUGGAUCAACAACCAGAUCGGAUCAAGGACGACCGGAAUGGCAACAUCAAGAUUCAACCGGGGGAAGUAGCCAUCCUGGCUCGCAAGUGCUCCUUUGCCCGGUCAGACGUCAAAGAUGCCAAUCUGUGUUUGGAGAACAUCAAUCUAUCCAUUCUGAAAGGGGAGCUCAUUGGGGUAAUCGGGCCGAUGGGUUGUGGGAAGAGUACACUCAUGGAGUCUCUCUCCGGGGAGCUCUACAAAGUCCAUGGACAAUUAGAGAUGAGUGAGCGAACCCUUCUGGUGGCUAAUUCACCUUGGUUGCGAAGCGGAACCAUUAGGGACAACAUCCUGUUGGGCUCAAAUUACGUCAAGCACAAUUACGACAAGAUUGUCGAGGCUUGUGGCCUCACACGAGAUUUUCAAGGAGCUCCAGAUGGUGACCUCACCUGGGUUCAUGGGAAUGGCGAUAAUCUAAGUGGUGGACAACGCCAGAGAAUCAACUUGGCGCGAGCAGUACAUCAAAAAUGUCCAAUCUACUUUCUGGACGAUCCCCUCUCGGCGGUGGAUCCGAAAUUGAGGAAAGCUAUCUUCAAGGAUGUCAUUAGCAAUGAGGGACUGCUACGACGGAAAACCAGGGUCAUGAUCGUCAAUGACUACGCCAUGGUGGCGAAGAUGGACAAGCUCAUACUGAUGCAAAAUGGCACCAUUGUCGACUUUGGUCGACUAGACAUUUUGGAACAACGACACAAUCUGGAUAUGGAGGUCUGGCAAUCUCUUAAGGCUAUGGACCCCCUCGAGGCUGAAGAAGACAAGGACGUGAUUAAACCUAAGCCAAAGCUGAUGAAAAGACAAGACACUAUCAGCAUCUUGAGAUCGGUUCAAACCAGUGGCUUUGACAAUUUGGACGACAUGUGCUACGAGAGUGUCUCCAAGGACAAUUAUAUGUUUUACUUGAAGAAUUUGGGAUAUGUUGGGUCUCUUGUAGGCAUUACUUUUUACGUGGCUUGUCAGGUUUUCGAGGUCAGCACCAAACUAUGGUUGGCACGAUGGACAUCGGAGGAGCAAUCAAACCUUCGGGCUGCAACGUCUGAAACUAGAGAGGACAAUUUCAUUCUCGUAUACGGAUCAUUGGGUCUGCUCCAAGCCUUCAGCUAUCUUGGUGCAGUGCUCCAGAUCAAUAACGCAACAAUCGGGGCUUCAUCAAUGAUCCACAAUUCCGUAUUUCACAAAGUCGUGUACAGUACUAUCGACUUCAUUUGGUCUACACAGGUUGGUGCUGUGGCUAAUCGGUUCUCUCGUGACUUGAACGAGCUUGAUGUGAUCUUGCCCAGUACUCUCAAAAGUUUUAUAUUUCAAUGCAUGCGGAUAUGUGGAACUGUCUUCAUAGUUCUUUUCACUUUCCCCAGCAAUGUAUUUUCUACGGUCCCGCUUAUUGUUGGUAUCUUAUGCAUCUUCAAAUUUUACAUACAUAUAUCAAGGGUGUUUCGGCGUUUGUCAUCCGCCACCAUGGCCAGUCUCAAUGGGUUUAUCACAGAGAACGUCAGUGGCGUGGCAUCAAUCCGGACCUUUCGCAAUCAGCGCCAAGUACUGGAUCUGAGUUUGAAUGAGAUCAACGCUCAUCAGAAGAAUUGCUACAUGGAAAUGGUCUCGGAUUGUUGGCUUUUCGUCCGCCUUCAAGUUAUCACUACCGUCUUCAUUGCGUCUCUUUCCAUGUUCAUUAUCUGGAACCGCCAUGAUAUUACUUCCCACAUGGCCGGUUUGUGCCUCACCUCGGCUAUCAUGAUCAUGUCCGACGUUUUCCUAUUUACAAGGUACGCGGCUGCCUUGGAAAAAUCCAUGGUGAGCGUGGAACGGCUCCAAGAGUAUCAGGAUAUUGAACAGGAGUAUGAUGGGCUCUACUCAGACAAAAGUUUCUCGAUAGCUCCGAAAACUGUCAAGGCAGGCGGACAUCUGACUUUUCAUCGUCUCUCGGGGCGAUAUCCCGGUGAAGGUCAAGUGUGUAUUAAAGAUGUUUCCGUGGAUAUCCGACCGGGUCAGAAAGUCGGAAUAGUGGGUCGAACUGGAGCAGGAAAAUCAAGCAUUGCCCUUCUUUUAUAUCGGCUUAUUGAAAAGCUCGAUGGAUCAAUUCUUAUUGAUCAUUGUGACAUAGCUAAGAUGGAUUUAGCUCAUCAUCGGUCUCGAAUCACUAUCAUACCCCAGGAUUAUGCUCUCUUCAACGGAACUUUACGCUUUAACCUUGAUCCGGAAAAUAGAUACUCUGACUUUCAUUUGUGGAAUACAAUCAGAUCCACAGAGAUGUUGGACUUUAUUCAAAGUUUUCCCAACACUCUCGACUUCAUCAUCGAUUCCGACGGAGUGGGAUUAAGUGUGGGCGAGCGCCAAUUGAUUUGCACCCUUCGAGGGCUCCUCACUGAAAACAAGGUGGUGAUCUUGGAUGAAGCCACUUCAGCGUUGUCAAAUUCAAUGGAGAAUCGUAUUCUCAAAUCUGUGAAUGGUCACUUUGCUGAUUCUACUAUCCUCACCAUCACUCAUCGAGUUCAUAAGGUCUUGAAGUGCGACAAGAUUCUGGUCAUGGAUUCUGGCCGGGUGGCCGAAUUCGACUCUCCCUCUCGGCUUCUCAAUAACCGACAAUCAAUGUUGUAUAGGAUGCUCAAUAAUCCAUCCCGGGAUAGCUUAAAUUCAACUUAAACUUCUCAUUCAAUA
Molecule: messenger RNA, 4524 nt
Organism: Tigriopus californicus
Lineage: Eukaryota; Metazoa; Arthropoda; Copepoda; Harpacticoida; Harpacticidae
Product: ATP-binding cassette sub-family C member 2-like
Exons: 6
Coding region: 466-4509 (1347 amino acids)
Biological process (GO): transmembrane transport
Cellular component (GO): membrane
Molecular function (GO): ATP hydrolysis activity; ATP binding; ABC-type transporter activity
Source: RefSeq, a predicted model, not a curated record